Porites evermanni is the source of this 858-nucleotide messenger RNA. NCBI's taxonomy places the organism in Eukaryota, Metazoa, Cnidaria, Anthozoa, Scleractinia, Poritidae. The record is from the annotation of a GenBank genome assembly.
AUGGAACAAAUCUCAAUUUGUGUCUGCUUUGUAGACCAGAAAGAUGAAGAUAGCACCUUGGAGGUGAGAAAGGAGUUUCUAGGAUUCGUAGAGGCAGAAAGCCCAAAAGCUGCGAUAUUGGCUGAGAAAUUUAUGACAACUCAAGCAGAGUUCAGAAUUGAAACCCGUAAGAUGCGUGCGCAAGGCUACAAAGGUGCUGCAAAUAUGGCCGGGGUACACACGGGUGUGCAAGCAAUCAUAAGAUAGUGUGUACUGGAAGCAGUGUACGUCCACUGAAAAGCCAAUCUCUUAACCUUGCUAUUGGUAACACACUGAAGGAACCUUUAGUACGCAAUACGCUCAGCACUUUGUAAACAAUGACAUUCGCAUUCGACUAUUCAUUCAAGCGACUGCUAGCCUUUCAAGAAUCUUUACGCCAAGAUGUUUUAGUAAGAGAGGAGAUGAAAAUGUGCAAAGUUAAGAACUUUGUGCGAAACACAAUGGGCAGGUGGGGCUGAUUCUUUAUACACUUUUCGGACAGCUUACCCCGUGGUAGUACAGUCACUAGAGACUCUUUCAGAAGAUGGAGAUGGGAAGGCAAGGGGGUGUUUGUGUUCCAUCAAACAAUUGAUUUCAUCAUCACCCCUUCUGCUACUGAACAUGUACUUUCUAACACAGUCUCCUUAUAAAAGAUGCUUCAAGGAAAGUAAUGUAAAUCUUAUUGAAGCAGCAGAAGAAGUAAGUGUGGUGAUAAAUGUCAUGAACACAGAGAGAAAUGAUCCAUCAGUUUGGCAAGAGCUGUAUGAGCAAGGAAAACAGCUAGCAGCCAAUGUUGACAACACACAGCAACACAGAGCGAAUAGAGACUUUAAGCAAUGA